AUGGCAAUCCGGUCAGCGCGGUUGAACACUGGUAACCUAGGAGGCCGGUUCUGGAAUACCAUCCGCGAGAAUUGGUAUCUAGGCUUCACUUCCUUUGGAGGACCCCCCGUUCACUUCAAGAUCUAUCAAGAGCUGUUCAGUGUCUGCCAAGCCUUCUCAGGACCUGGAAGCACCAAGAUGCACUACUGCAUCAACCUCAUCCAUGACGGCUUUCUCCCAGCGCUUCUAGGCUUUCUGAUUUGGAGUCUCCCCGGAGCUCUUGGUAUGUACGGACUUUCCAUCGGAGUCUCUAAUAUCGGUGACUCCCUCCCACGAGCUGUCUAUGCCCUCUUGUCUGGUCUGAACGCUGCUACUGUCGGUAUCAUCGUUCUCGCAGCGGUUCAGCUAUCAGAAAAAGCCGCCACCGAUACCAUGACGCGGAUCCUAGUUUUCCUAGGCGCCGCGGCCGGACUUAUGUAUAAUGCGCUCUGGUAUUUCCCCUUGCUGAUGUUCUUGGCGGGCUUGGCAACCGUUGCGCAUGACUUUCGCUGGCUCCACGGGCCUGUCAGAGCUAUCGCCGCAAUGUUCAAGAGGGAGGCCAGACAUUCAUCGGAAGAUGCUGUUGAAAUGCAGAUUCAGCAAGAGGCAGCUGCAAGAAGUGGUCAUGACGAAUCUUCCACUGGACAGGAUGGCAACCAGUCGAUUCACGAACGUGGAACACUCCCAGUUUCUGAGCAGGACGCGUCGACAGCCGAAGAAGAGCCUCGAGUGGUACCUCAAGAAAGGCGUCUCAACAUCGGCUGGAAGUUUGGACUGUCUCUUAUCAUUCUCUUCCUAAUCUCUUUCGUCGUGGUCAUGGUCCUCCGUGGAACGUUGCCGAAUAAGCCACUCUUGUACAGCCUCUUCGCCAACAUGUACCUGGCGGGUACGAUCAUUUUCGGAGGAGGGCCAGUGGUGAUUCCUCUCCUCCGAGAAUACAUCGUCGCCGAGAACUGGGUCAGCCCGCGAGACUUUCUCAUCGGUCUCGCCCUCAUUCAAGCCUUUCCAGGGCCGAAUUUCAACUUUGCGGUAUAUCUUGGGAGUCUCACCGCUAUCAACGGUGGCUUUAACUCUGCCGCCGGCGCCAUCCUCGGCUUUCUGGGUAUGUUUGUUCCUGGGUUGAUUACGGUUCAUGGAACAAUGGGCGUCUGGGGGGCGAUACGUGGAUGGAGAUGGGUCAAGUCGUCGCUGAGAGGAGUCAACGCCGCUGCUGUUGGCCUCAUUUACACAGCAGUAUAUCGUCUUUGGCAGAUUGGAUACAUCGAUCAAGGAUUUCAGCAGGGCACCAGUCUUGCUGUGGAGCCUUGGUGGGUUGUUGUGACGGCUACGAGUUAUGUGGGUGGCUAUUGGUUUCGAGUCAGUCCGCCUGUGGCCAUUGUCACAGGAGCUAUCAUGGGUCUCAUUUGGUAUGGUGUUGUGUCUGGUUGA
Fusarium keratoplasticum is the source of this 1446-nucleotide messenger RNA. RefSeq lists its product as uncharacterized. The record is from RefSeq and is a predicted model, not a curated record. The transcript is spliced from 3 exons. Bases 1 to 1446 code for a protein of 481 amino acids. Gene Ontology annotation, molecular function: chromate transmembrane transporter activity. Lineage: Eukaryota; Fungi; Ascomycota; Sordariomycetes; Hypocreales; Nectriaceae. Gene Ontology annotation, biological process: chromate transport.